AAAGCAAUACUAUGAGAUAACGCCGUGCAACAGAACCCAUGUGGGCUAGAUGGACCCCGGCAUCAGAAGCUGGGGGUCAAAGCGCAAGAAGACCGCGUACAGAUGGGGGCUUUUAGGAUUAUCGUCGAGAUAGUCUCUUUUCGGAAGGAGUCUAGAGGAAUUGCAUCGCCCCAAGCGCCAGAGCAGUUUGCGGAUCUAAAAGGGACGGCAAGAUCUCAACGGGCAAACAUGGCUGACCGCUGCAUGAGUAAAGCAUUAUGUCACACAUCUGGGAGCCGAAGGAGAACUAGCGACACGCAAACAGCCAAGCGGAAAAAGUAUGUACUUUGAUCAUGCAUGAUGUAGGUUAGUGAUGCUAGCGGGAUUUUCGUAGCAUCCAAUAGUCCGAUGCAUA
Molecule: messenger RNA, 394 nt
Organism: Aspergillus eucalypticola CBS 122712
Lineage: Eukaryota; Fungi; Ascomycota; Eurotiomycetes; Eurotiales; Aspergillaceae
Exons: 2
Coding region: 103-330 (75 amino acids)
Source: RefSeq, a predicted model, not a curated record